AUGGCGCUUGCGCUUCCUAAGCUGCCGACAACAAUAGCUCGUGCGUAUGUUAUUCGAGGGUUGAUGUUGUUUGCCGUCCUGCAGAGUCCCAGCGUCGUCAACCAUGGGUCCGAGUCCGUGGCCCAGGAUGCCGAGGGCGCCACGGACCAGACCAGUGGCCCGGCUCGUCACGUGGGCGUGGUGGCUCCCCGGUUGGCAAGAGACGACCAUUUACGCACGUUGUACUUCGAGGACGGCCGCAGGCGCAUCGACUUCGUGCUUGCCUACGAGAAAGACGACGACGAUCCAGACGCCGAGCGACUCCGCAAGGUCUUCGAGGACAACCUUCUCACCGAGGGACUUGACCUGGAGCUCGAAGAUGCCCACAACUCCCGGGAUGGCGAGACCUACUUCCUCAAGAUACACGUCCCCUGGGAAGUCCUUACAAAGUACGCCGAGAUGCUGCACCUUCGGAUGCCCAUCAAAAAAAGGGAUCCGACAAUGGAUUUUCCUGUUGUCACCGUGACUAAAGGAGAGAAGCCCGUCCUACCCGAUGUCAAACAGCUGGAAAAGGACUUCGCCGCCAACGGAGCGGACCACACCUUGACUAAGCUACAGAAGCUAUGGGAGAAGUUGUGGACUCCGUUUCCGUACGACCGGAAGCUGAUCCCCGACGACACCUUGUUCUACAGCGCCGAGUUCACCAGGCAACGGGAGCAAAGGCGCUACUUCGGAGAGAAAACCGGCCUGUACUUCGCCUGGCUGGGCUUCUACACGUCCAUGCUGUUCCUGCCAGCCGUGAUCGGGCUCAUGACCACCAUGUACGGGGUCUUCGAGAUGGCCACAAACACGGCCACGAUCGAGACGUGCGAUCCUGACAUCUUUGGCCGCCUGAUACUGUGCCCCGGAUGCAAGAAGCGCUGUACCUACGAUUACCUCGCCUCCAAGUGCACCUUCAGCAAGAUCGUCUACCUGUUCGACAAUGCAGCUACAGUUGGCUUUUCAAUCUUCAUGGCACUUUGGGCGACAAUCUUUAUCGAGUUGUGGAAGCGAAGGCAAUCUGUCCUCGGCUGGGAGUGGAACCUCACCGACAUCGAUACGAUCACGGAAGUUGUCAAUCCGGAGUACGAAGCAAAAGCGACAGUUUACAAGCUUAAUCCCGUCACGAUGACUUACGAACCUUACGUGCCGUUCUGGGAGAAAAUCGCCAGGAUAUCCGGUGCCAACUCUGUCGUGUUAUUCAUGCUGUGCCUCGUGAUCUGCACGGUGUUCGGCAUCAUCGCUUACCGCAUCAUCCUGGUGGCCCUGCUGUCCCGUGACCGGAACUGGCGAGCGCUCGCCCACGUGACGACGGCCGUCACGGCUUCGCUCCUUAAUCUCGUUAUCAUCUUGCUCAUGAACAAGGUUUACUGCAGACUAGCCACCCGGCUGACAGAUAUCGAGAGGCCCCGCACUCAACGGGAAUACGAGGACAGUUUCACCUUCAAGAUGUUUCUGUUCACCUUCCUCAAUACCUACUCCUCUCUCAUCUACAUCGCCUUCUUCAAAGGCAGGUUUGCCGGACAUCCAGGAAAGGAAGGCACAUUGUUCGGCUAUAGCCUCGACAAGUGUGAAGGCGGUUGUCUCUACGAAGUCUGCGUCCAGCUCGCCAUCGUCAUGGUGGGGAAGCAGGUCAUCAACAAUAUCCAAGAGAUCGGGCAGCCUUUGUUCAUGAACUGGUGGCGCUCCUGGCGGCGGGACCGUAUGCGCCGAGAAGUGGGCGACCAGAGGUCCUCUCUGUCUCGCUGGGAGGCCGACUACAACCUACAACCGUGGACCACGCUUUCCCUCUUUGACGAGUACCUCGAGAUGGCGAUACAGUUCGGCUUCGUCACCCUGUUCGUGGCCGCGUUCCCGCUGGCCCCGCUGUUCGCGCUCCUCAACAACAUCGUCGAGAUCAGGCUGGACGCGUACAAGUACACCUCCCAACUGCGCCGACCGCUCGCCCAGAGGGUGCCCAACAUAGGUGCGUGGCAAGUGAUCCUCAAGGGCGUUUCCAUCUUCGCGGUUGUCUGCAAUGCAUUUCUCAUCGCCUACACGAGCGAUUUCACGCCCCGAAUACUCUACCGAAUGGUACACUCGGGAAGCCACUCGCUCCGAGGCUACGUCAACUUCACUCUGGCCGUCUUCGACACGAAAGACUUCGACGACGACGCCCGUCCCGAGAACGGUACUCUGGACGGUGUUGUCGUCAAGCAGUGCAGGUAUUUGGACUACAGGGAGCCCCCCGGUGGACCCUCCCAGUAUCAGCUAACCCUCACCUACUGGCACAUCUUUGCUGCCAGACUCUUCUUCGUCGUUGUGUUUGAGCACGUGGUCUUCAGCAUCACCGGCCUGGUGGCCGCCAUCAUUCCGGAUGUCCCCCGCUCGGUGCAGCAGCGGAUCAAGCGGGAGCAGAUCGUCUCCCAGGAGGUCUUCAACGAGGCCGACCGCGCCUCCGCCAGCGGCACCACCCGACGGCAAGGCUCCAGAAGCGCCAGUGCUUCCGUCCCGAGGAGCAAGGAGUAG
Messenger RNA from Ixodes scapularis (black-legged tick), 2526 nucleotides. RefSeq names its product anoctamin-4. The coding region runs from base 1 to 2526 and encodes 841 amino acids. The transcript has 21 exons. NCBI's taxonomy places the organism in Eukaryota, Metazoa, Arthropoda, Arachnida, Ixodida, Ixodidae. Gene Ontology annotation, molecular function: chloride channel activity; protein dimerization activity. Gene Ontology annotation, cellular component: plasma membrane. The record is from RefSeq and is a predicted model, not a curated record. Gene Ontology annotation, biological process: chloride transmembrane transport.